AUGUUCGAGACCAGUGUGCCACGCCACUAUUUUGAUUAUGCAAUUCUGGAGCUACAACUGACAGAAGGGAUUCUAAGAUCUACAAAAUCUGAAACUGCCUCCAGAUGCCUGUUUUUGCACCAACAGCUGAAAAGGGAAGAGGAGUGGGAGGUAGGCAGAGAUGGAGGUGAUCCUAAUACCAGAGAGGGAGAUCAAGAUGGAUAUGAUGAGGAGGACAAGGAGGAUGAUGAGGAUGAGGAUUACAAGGAGAAUGAUGAGCAGGAUAAGGACGAGGAGGAUGAGGAGGAUGAGGAUAAGUCAGAUAUAGUCCAUCACUCUAGGGAGGAUACCAGAGCCCUAGAUCUACUGAGUCUCCCAUUGCAGGAAGAAAGGGAUCCUGAUCCUAGUCCCCAUUGGCCCACACCUACUGUAUAG
Cryptomeria japonica (Japanese cedar) is the source of this 414-nucleotide messenger RNA. Its product is annotated as pheromone-processing carboxypeptidase KEX1-like. The transcript has 3 exons. Bases 1 to 414 code for a protein of 137 amino acids. Lineage: Eukaryota; Viridiplantae; Streptophyta; Pinopsida; Cupressales; Cupressaceae. The record is from RefSeq and is a predicted model, not a curated record.